This is a messenger RNA of Prinia subflava (tawny-flanked prinia), 3265 nucleotides long. RefSeq names its product MAGUK p55 scaffold protein 3 (gene MPP3). NCBI's taxonomy places the organism in Eukaryota, Metazoa, Chordata, Aves, Passeriformes, Cisticolidae. Gene Ontology annotation, molecular function: protein binding. The transcript has 19 exons. Bases 226 to 1986 code for a protein of 586 amino acids. Gene Ontology annotation, cellular component: plasma membrane; cell-cell junction. The record is from RefSeq and is a predicted model, not a curated record.
CGGAGGAGGGAGGGAGGCAGGGAGGGAGGCGGGCGUAGAGCGGCUCUGAGGGCGCAUGAGCGAGGUGCGCACCAGGCUGCGGGAGCUCCGCGGCCGGCGGGGCAGCCUCCAGCGCCGCAGGAGCGCAGCCCGGGCCGCUCCCGCAGGACUGCCUCUGAAUCAAAAAGAAGAACCAGUCCUGUUGGAUUAAGUUGAACAUUUGUCUCUGAGAGUAAGAACAGAGCCAUGCCAGUGCUUUCAGAGGACUCAGGCUUGCAUGAAACUUUGGCCCUUCUGACAUCUCAGCUAAGACCGGAUUCAAAUCAUAAAGAGGAAAUGGGAUUCCUUAGGGAUGUCUUCAGUGAAAGGAGUCUCAGCUACCUGAUGAAGAUUCAUGAAAAGCUCCGACAUUAUGAAAGACAGAGCCCAACUCCUGUUUUACACAGUGCAGCAGGAUUAGUUGAAGACGUAAUAGAAGAGUUGCAGACAGCACCAGUAAAUAAUGAAGAAAAGGAGCUGCUUCAGCUGUUGUCAACACCACAUCUCAGGGCAAUGCUUGUAGUACAUGACACUGUAGCACAGAAGAACUUUGACCCAGCUCUUCCACCUCUACCUGAUAAUUUUGAUGAUGAUUUUGAUGAGGAAUCAGUGAAAAUUGUCCGGCUAGUGAAAAAUAAAGAACCCUUGGGAGCUACCAUCAGAAGAGAUGAGCACACAGGAGCUGUGAUUGUAGCAAGGAUCAUGAGAGGAGGUGCAGCUGAUCGCAGUGGUCUUGUCCAUGUUGGAGAUGAACUAAGAGAAGUCAAUGGUAUUACUGUGCUUCACAAACGACCAGAAGAAAUAAGUCAGAUUUUGGCUCAGUCUCGAGGGUCAAUAACAUUAAAGAUAAUUCCAGCCAUCAAAGAGGAAGAUCGUCUAAAGGACAGCAAGGUGUUUAUGAGGGCACUGUUCUGCUAUAACCCCAAAGAAGACAGAGCCAUUCCUUGCCAGGAGGCCGGGCUGCCCUUCAAAAGGCGACACGUGCUGGAAGUUGUCAGCCAGGAUGAUCCCACGUGGUGGCAAGCCAAGCGUGUUGGGGAUACCAACCUCAGAGCAGGCCUGAUCCCCUCAAAACAGUUCCAAGAAAGACGACUGACUUACAGGAGAACAACAGGCACUCUGCAGAAUGCCAGAACUCUGAAGAAACCAUUAUAUGAUCAGUCUUCUGACAAAGAAGACUGUGACUGUGAAGGAUAUUUCAAUGGACACUACAUAGCUGGGUUACGCAGGAGCUUUAGGUUAAGUCGUAAAGAGAAGGAAAACAACGUGAAUGAGGGCAAGCAGGCAGAGCAGGCAGAGGGAGCAGAGUUCCUGACAUAUGAGGAGGUCACAAAAUACCAACAGCAGCCUGGUGAGCAGCAGAGGCUGGUGGUUCUCAUUGGUUGUUUGGGGGCCAGGUUAAGUGAGCUCAAGCAGAAAGUUGUGUCAGAGAACCCCCAGGAGUAUGGGGUUGCUGUUCCACAUACAACAAGGUCGAGGAAAAGCCAUGAGAGAGAGGGAGUAGAAUACAAUUUUGUUUCUAAGCAAUCAUUUGAGACAGAUGUGCAGCAAAACAAAUUUGUGGAACACGGAGAAUACAAAGAGAACCUGUAUGGCACAAGUCUGGAGGCAAUCCGCUCUGUGAUGGCCAAAAAGAAGGUUUGUUUGGUGGACGUGGUACCUGAAGCAGUAAAGCACUUGAGGACUCCUGAGUUUAAGCCUUAUGUUAUCUUUGUGAAGCCUCUUAUUUCAGAAAAGAAAAAACAUGUCUUAAAAUCUCACAUGUCAGAAGAAAUCUCAUCCCCUCUUGAUGAAGAACAGCAGGAAAUUCUUAAUUCAGCAGCAUUCAUUGAAGAGCAGUACGGCCAUUUAAUUGACACUGUACUGGUGAAAGAAGAUCUCCAGAGUGCAUGUAAUGAGCUGAAAGCUGUGUUAGAUAAACUAAACAAGGAUUCAUUUUGGGUGCCAGUCAGCUGGGUUAGGUCAUAGCCUGUUACCAUGUUUAAGGGAAAGAUUGUAUAAAAGUGUUCUGUAAAUACGUGAAUUAGAAAAGGGAAGUUAUGUUGAAUUUGCUUCAGAAGUGCUGGUCUUACCUAGAAGGCAAUAAAUAAAGACUGUGUGAGGAAAGACUAAACAAAGUCACAAGCUGCCACUGCCUUUGAGUCAAAAUUUUGAAUAGCAGCUGUCAUUUAAAGUCAAUACUCAGACUAAAUCAGCCAGUCCAAUCUUUUAGUGAUCUUUAGACUGGAAAUAGUGCAUUCUGUUACAGUGACAUUCCACAGAGGGUCCCACACUUCCAAGAUUUGUCCUUUGGCCACAAUUCUAGCCACAGAUUUUGUGGCUGGAGUUAAAACCUCAGAAUGAAGCACCCCUUGGGGACAAGCUCCUUCAGCUGGGUGGAAGUGUUCUCUCUUUGGAGAGUGCUUACACCACGCCAGUCACUCCAAAAUUCACCUGCCUGGGUGGCCAGCAAAAGGAGCUUCCCUUCACACAGAAGCAUUAAUUAUAAAUCCUUCCAGUUGGGCAGUACAAACCAGGCCAGCUCUAGAGGAGGGUUUGUAUGUCCAUCACAUUUCCCAGCACUCCAGGUUGUCUUGCACAGGUCACAGGAUGUGUGCUCAUCCACAGCUUGUGCACACAUCCCAGUCACAAAUGUAAAACAACCUGGGAGUGCACCUGUAUGGCUGGGCAGCUGAUAAAACACAGAUUUUUAUACUGUGGCUCUAAAAGAGGACAGCUAAGCAGCUUUGUUUCUGCAAAACAUCUCUGCCUGUGCUACCUGGUGGGACACAGCCUUGACACCAAUGGAACAGCUCCAAAAAGGGCACUGAAAGGAGGAGCUGCAGGUCAAAAUCAUCAUCCUUCCAGCAUUUAUGACUACUUCUGUUCCAAAUCUGGUAAAGAUUUCCAGAGCAUCUAACUGGCCUGAAGAAGAAAACUGUUAGAGGACUUUGUAUAUAUUUGAGGAGAUUUGAAUAUACAGUAUUUCUGAGUGGGUCUUAGGGAGAUGCAGAGGUGAUUCUGGAAGUAGCUGUGCUUUAUACUUGGGGGAUUUAAGGGUAGAGCAUUGUACAGGUGCAUGUUAGCUGUAACUAGUUCCUGUUUUCACUUGCCUGCUGAGGUUUAAUAUUUCCUGUGUAUUGUGCCCUUUAAACAAGACUUUUUGGUGUACCAGUCUUGUUCCUUAUAUCCUAUCAGUAUAAUGUUAUUCCUGUUCCAUGACACUUAGCAGAACUGAAAGCUUCAUAUUAAAAGCACAUUUCUUACA